UUAACAAUGGCGGCCACCACAGAUGUCCACGUAAGAGUUUGUGAGCAAGAAAUAAUCAAAUAUGAUCUGGAAAUUAAAGCGCUUAUUCAGGAUGUUGCGGAAUGCAUUGGACCCCAGAGUACCCUAACCGAGCUGAACGGCCAAGUCAAAGAGAAAUUCAACCAUCUCCGACAGAGGAUACAGGACCUGGAACAAAUGGGCAAAGAACAGGACCGAGAUUCAGACCGGCAGGCCAUGCUGAGCCAAGUGGAAGGCCAUCGCAAACAGAUGUUCAGCAAUCAGACGGCCUGGAGGAAAGCUAACCUGAACAGUAAGAUGUCCAUCGACAGCCUGGAGAAGGAAGAGCUGCUGCACGGAGGAGAUGCGUCCCUCAGGCAGAGGAAGAUGACGAAGGAGGGCCUGGCGCAGACGUCCAGUGACAUCACAGAGAGCCUGAUGAGCAUCAGCCGCAUGAUGGCCUCACAAGUGCAGCAGAGCGAGGAGACCAUAAACACCCUGGCCACCUCCUCCAGGACGGUUCUGGAGACCAACGAGGAGUUCAAGGCCAUGACGGGCACCAUCCAACUGGGCCGCAAGCUCAUCACCAAGUACAACCGGCGCGAGCUGACCGACAAACUGCUCAUCUUCCUGGCCCUGGCCCUCUUCCUAGCCACCGUCCUCUACAUCCUUAAGAAGAGGCUCUUCCCCUUCCUAUGAGACGCACACACACACAC
Engraulis encrasicolus (European anchovy) is the source of this 713-nucleotide messenger RNA. RefSeq names its product BCL2 interacting protein 1a (gene bnip1a). Gene Ontology annotation, cellular component: endoplasmic reticulum; SNARE complex. Lineage: Eukaryota; Metazoa; Chordata; Actinopteri; Clupeiformes; Engraulidae. The record is from RefSeq and is a predicted model, not a curated record. Gene Ontology annotation, molecular function: SNAP receptor activity. The transcript is spliced from 6 exons. Gene Ontology annotation, biological process: retrograde vesicle-mediated transport, Golgi to endoplasmic reticulum. Bases 7 to 696 code for a protein of 229 amino acids.